AUGGAACUUAUGGAAUUAGUCGAGAACGAGCCUACUGCCCGUCCCUUUCAGUGCGACUGGCAGUCAUGCACAAAGAGCUUUAAUCGAAAGUCCGAUCUGCAAAGACAUUAUCGUAUACAUACUAACGAGAGGCCUUAUGCUUGCUCCAUUCCAGGAUGUGGAAAAAGCUUUAUCCAACGAAGCGCCUUGACCGUCCAUAUUCGCACACAUACUGGGGAGAAACCCCAUCAAUGCCAGCACAUUGGCUGUGGCAAGCGAUUCUCUGAUUCAUCGAGUCUUGCUCGACAUCGACGUAUACACACUGGAAAACGUCCCUAUAAAUGCGCUCAUGAUGGUUGCUCCAAGAGCUUUUGCAGAAAAACCACCAUGGUUAAGCAUCAACGGAGAUCACACCAGCAAGGAAUGAACCCCAACGACAUCGACGAUUGCUCCUCGGACUCUGACGAUGACGAGUCUCCUUCUACUCCUCAGCACUCGUCCAUGACUUGGUCGCCUCACGAUAUGGUUACUAUGGGCCAACCUGUUCCAAACGGCUCGCUACAUCGUGCAUCCUCUUACGCCGACUUCGAGUCCCAGGUCCAUGGUCGCCAUAUUCCACCCCAUUAUGGUCACCGGCAUGGGGUUCCCGCACAUGAGUACCAUGGCCCUCCUGUCUCCGACCAGCAGCACACUCACGUUCAGCUUGUUCACCGAACCUCAGCCAUGCCGCGCCAGGCAUACUACGUAACUGAGCAAGGGAACCCUGGUGUUGCUACAAUGACAAGUUCUUUGCCUGCCCAUUACCACAUAUCACAGCAAGUCGAGCGACCUCCUAUGGAGAUUUAUUCGACUUCUGGAGUUCCGACAUCGAUCCAGAGCAGCCCCAGCACCUUUUCUGCUACUUCAGUUCCGAGCCCGAUGGUCCAGGACGGCUUUUAUGCGCACCAACCUGCGGCCCAGCCCGCAUACUCAGCAGCAGAAAGCCAACCGGGUAUGGUUCAGUAUCACCAACCCAUUCAACAUCACAUGGCACACCCUCAGCAGCCAGUUGUGUCGCAACCACAGCAUAUGCCUGCUACGACCGAACACUACCCUCCACCAUCAGCACACCCGCAGCAAGAACAGUGGUCCCAUUACGACCCCCCAAUCGAGGUCACAACCAUUGGACAACUACCCGCAUAUGGUAGUGCAGUAUACGAUAUAUACGCGCCAAAGCUGGAGUUCGAAGACCCUUCACUGCAACUCCCCAGCAGCAGAUUGGCGAGCAUGUGA
This is a messenger RNA of Fusarium coffeatum, 1251 nucleotides long. RefSeq lists its product as uncharacterized. Gene Ontology annotation, molecular function: DNA-binding transcription factor activity, RNA polymerase II-specific; RNA polymerase II cis-regulatory region sequence-specific DNA binding. Lineage: Eukaryota; Fungi; Ascomycota; Sordariomycetes; Hypocreales; Nectriaceae. Gene Ontology annotation, biological process: regulation of transcription by RNA polymerase II. Gene Ontology annotation, cellular component: PcG protein complex; transcription regulator complex. The record is from RefSeq and is a predicted model, not a curated record. The coding region runs from base 1 to 1251 and encodes 416 amino acids. The transcript is spliced from 4 exons.